Encephalitozoon romaleae SJ-2008 is the source of this 2142-nucleotide messenger RNA. RefSeq lists its product as hypothetical. Gene Ontology annotation, molecular function: ubiquitin protein ligase binding. The record is from RefSeq and is a predicted model, not a curated record. Gene Ontology annotation, biological process: ubiquitin-dependent protein catabolic process. The coding region runs from base 1 to 2142 and encodes 713 amino acids. The transcript has a single exon. Lineage: Eukaryota; Fungi; Microsporidia; Unikaryonidae.
AUGAAAGGGUAUAAUCAACGAUUAAGGGAAUCGACUGUUGCUAUGAAGAACUUUGUGGAAGAAUAUUUGAGCAGAGGUAUAGCAACAUCGACCUGUGAAGAGAUUUACCAGAUUUCGUGUUAUAUGUCUAGGAUCAAUGCAUGCAGAGAGCUUCUAAAGGUGGUCAGAAAGAUGUCUAGAGCCUUUGUAGACGAAUCAAUAGAAAAGGCUUGCGAAGUGGACACUAUAAACAUAGGGAAGUAUCUAUACGAGUUUAAUUUUCAUUGGGAUAGAAGCAUGAAUCUCUUUAGAAAGGUUUUUAGCCCUAUCACACCGGUUGAGAGGGGAUUUAUUGAUAAGUUAUCCUCCAGGCUAUUCACACGAUUUGUGAAAGGGAUUGAAGACAAGAUAUUGGAGUUUAUAACAUAUAAUAUAAGAGAAGAAAUAGACUGCGAAAGAAAGAUGGAAAAGGCAAAUGAAUCUGGCCAUGGUAAUUGUGAAUUCUCUGUUAACAAAAAGCAAAAAUUAAGCCAAAGCGGCUCUGAUGAGGUGGGGAAGGAAGUGCCAGAUAGAUUUGAAUCGCUUUGUAGAAAGAAGCAGAUUUCUGCCAUAAUCUGUAUACUUCAAAGUAAAGGAUGUUUUAACAUGUUUUCAGAAAGAAUUGUUGGAUGCUUGAUCUCUGCCCUCAGCUCAAGAAUAAAUGAUGAGAGUCUUGACAUUUCUGGGAUAAAAGAUCUUAUUGAUAAAUAUAGGAAUGCUGAAUAUAUGAAAGAUUACUUUUAUACGGUUGAAUCCGGUUUGAUACAGAGGAUAGUCACGAAUUAUACAGACGAAGAGAUCUUUAGCAUUAUGGAUAGAGAAGAUGAAAUGAGACUGUCUGUAGGCUUUUUCUGCGCUUCAAACUCGGAAGAAAGACUUGUAGAAGCUAUCGGUAUGUAUUGCAAGAAAAUUAUCAAAGGUCUUUCGAUUGAUGAUUUUAUCGGAGGGUACUAUUGGAUUUACCUUAAGUUUAGAGAAAUAGAGAACUGUAAGGAUGAUGGAUACCAAAAAAUCAAGGAGGGGAUUGGAAGAUCCAAGAGGGAUGUUGUGAACGCCAAUAUCGAUUGUGCUGUGGAAAGUGUCUGCACAUGGACUGAUUCCCUAUUAAGGGGAAGAAUAGCUAUCAAAGAAGAUGUUAUUGAGGGAAUGGAACACACGGUUCUGAUCCCAGGAACUAAAAAGGAAGUUAGAAUGGACACAAAAAAAGCUUUGAAAAAGAUAGGAAUGGAAGAAAUUCCUCUUGAGAGUGGUGUAUGGAGAGAGUUUCUUCUGUCAAAUAUUUUUGAGAUGAUUGGAGAGAUUUUUCACUUUUGUAACAAUAAAGAGGUAUUUGAAAUGUCAUUGCAAAAUAAAUUAGGAAACAGACUUGUUUCCCGAUCUUCCAUAUCAACAGAAUGGGAGAACCUGCUAAUUGAUAGAGUUGACCCGAGUAAAUGUCGACUGAACAAGAUGAGAUGCAUGAUAAAGGAUUUUUCUGAAAGAAAGUUAUUUAUGGAACAUGAGAUUUUGCUUCUUCGAGCAUGUAAAUGGCCCAAGUAUGAUGACGUUAGUCUUGGGAUUCGAGAUGCAGAAGAGAUCAAGGAAAAGUACAGGCACAUGGUGAAAAACAAAAGAAAGAUAAUUAAAUGGAAUGACCUGCUGUCGUCGUGUGAGGUUGAGUUCUUAGGACGUGUAGUCAUGGUUACUUUGGUCCAAUACUUGAUCAUAAAACUUCUAGCUGAAGGGGACCGAGACAUUGAUAAUUUAAAGGUAUGUAAAACUUGGGAUAGGAAUCUUGAAGUUCUGGUGAGAAAAGGAUUAGUGAAGGUUAAGGAGAGAAUAUACUCUCUGAACUUGAAUUUUUGGGAGGAGAACUAUUCUGCGGGGUCGUUAAUUCCUCAUACCUUUGUAUUGCAGGAGAAGCCUGAGGCUACAAAGAUGUCAGAUGGGUUGGAAUCUUAUAAGGAUCUUUUGGAUUGUAAAAUAGUAAAGGAAAUGAAGUCAAACAGAGUGCUAAAUAAGAGUGAACUCAGAGAGCUUCUUGGACGAAACCAUCCAUUGGAAAUACUCGAUGAAAGAAUAGAAAGCCUUGCGUGCAGAGAGUUUCUAAGCAUUGAGGGAGAAAACAUAAAGUAUUUGCCAUGA